This is a messenger RNA of Phyllopteryx taeniolatus (common seadragon), 934 nucleotides long. It is a transcript of the gene mrpl13, whose product is annotated as mitochondrial ribosomal protein L13. The transcript is spliced from 7 exons. Gene Ontology annotation, molecular function: mRNA binding; structural constituent of ribosome. Gene Ontology annotation, cellular component: mitochondrial large ribosomal subunit; ribosome. The record is from RefSeq and is a predicted model, not a curated record. NCBI's taxonomy places the organism in Eukaryota, Metazoa, Chordata, Actinopteri, Syngnathiformes, Syngnathidae. Bases 228 to 668 code for a protein of 146 amino acids. Gene Ontology annotation, biological process: negative regulation of translation; translation.
CACUUGUGGUUUCAUUUAGAAAAUUAAUGUGUCCCUUUUAAUGAAAUGUAUUCCAUGCAUCACUUCUUCCAACACAACUGCAGAAGAGCCAUAAAGCACUGCGACAUUCUGUGGCCUUCAAUUUAAGAUACUGAGCAGAAUCAAGUCUUUGAAAGCAAUGGGCCACCUUUGCUCGCUCGUGGUUCCUGAUCGACGCCAGAUUGCAGCCUCCUGGGAAAAUAGCCACCAUGUGCGCUGUCAGGCUCCAAGGGAAGCACAAACCUAUUUACCAUGCACUCAGCGACUGCGGUGAUCAUGUCGUGGUAAUAAACAGCAAACACAUCGCCUUCUCUGGAAACAAAUGGGAGCAGAAAGUCUACUCGUCGCACACAGGCUAUCCUGGGGGCUUCACACAAGUCACUGCUGCACAGCUCCAUCAGAAAGACCCCAAAGCUAUCGUGAAGUUAGCGGUGUACGGCAUGCUGCCUAAGAACCUGCACAGGCGUACCAUGAUGCAGCGCUUGCACCUCUUUCCCGAAGACGAACUGCCCGAAGACAUCCGAGCCAACCUGACGGAGGAGCUGCCUCAGCCCAGGGAAAUUCCCAGGAAGCUCAGCGAGUACACGCAGGAGGAGAUCGACGCCUUCCCCAGGCUCUGGACGCCAUCUCAAGACUUCAAGGUGGAGUGAAACGACAAAGGAGGUUGCCAUGUAUUUUCACAUAAACACCACAGCGACGUGCCGUGUUUGCAGCUUUGCGUCUGAUUCUCCUCCUGUGUUUAACAGCUGCGUUUCUCAUUGACAUUUGUUGACUAGGUUGCAGACAUUCUUGAUCUCACAAAAAAAAAAAAAAGAUAACUCGAGAUGAGUAAAAACUACUAAUGUGGUAACUAUUUUUAAUUUUCUUCUGUCAAUUUCAGUUAUUUUAAAAUAGGCUAAUAAAAAAAAUGACUUCC